ACGGUUGACGGUGGAUUCGUCUCAAAAAAUCUUCAAAUUUUUGUAAACUAAAAACAACCCAAAAAUGUAGAUUUUUUUUACAAAAUUUAAAAUAAUUUGAUUAAAAACUCGAUAAAAAAUGUAUCUGUAAAAAUAAAAUCAUCCAAAAUUUUCUUCGUUAUAUAUUACGUAAAUUAAAAUUAUUACUGGCUGUUUGUAAACAAUUGAUAAAUUUUCGAUACUGAAUUUGAAAAUGUCGUGCUCGCGAAAUUUUUAUCAUCGAUGAACACAAAUUCCUCUCGUCCUAAAAAUGGAUUUAGGAUUAACGACGUUUCUCUUUCUCAUUAUAAACUGCAUAUUGAUGAUUUUAGGUAUAGCGAAAAUCGUGAUAGCAAUUAUCCUAACAAUUAUUUCUCUAUUCACAUUUACACACAUAAAAGAGGCCAGUUUCUGCGCUUAUAUCAGUAAUGCUGUCAUUUAUGGUAUGAACGAAAUAGCCAUCUUCGUUUUGGGUAUUUUGGCCGGAAAUAAAAAUAACGUUCGAUUUAUAAAUACGUAUCUAGUUUUUGUAUUAUUAUUAAUUUUAUCGAAAUUCUUCUCGCUGCAUCAUAUGAGUCAAAUGGAAGGCCGAAUGAAGGAAGAUUUGAAUUUUUCGCUUACCGAUGCAAUGGCCGAUCAAAGGGCUCAAACUGUUGCCUCGUCAAAAGCUGACGACAUACAACGUGAUCUCCAAUGUUGCGGUACAGACGGUCCAGGAUUCUGGACUAGGAAAAACAUUACGUUUCCGAUACCUAAAUCAUGUUGUCCGAGCAAUGUAGAUUCAUGUGAUGCUUCAAAGGCUUACAAAGAAGGAUGUUACGAUAAAGUUGUUGCUAGUUUACCACGUCAUACGCUCGCAGUAUAUAAAAUACUAAUGAUACCUGCGUGUGAAAUAAUCCUAUUUCUUGUUGGAGUUGCAUUGGUUAUAAUGGUUAUAAGAACAUCGUCCAAUUCUUUAGCAUGAUCUAUGAAAUCAUUCAAGAUGAGACAAAUCAAUAUUAUUAUUAUGGCCACUGUAUCAGGUUAAUUUUAUCGUGUUUUAUCGAUGUAAAUAAAUGUUAUUGUUUUCUUGUU
Planococcus citri (citrus mealybug) is the source of this 1092-nucleotide messenger RNA. Its product is annotated as CD63 antigen-like. Lineage: Eukaryota; Metazoa; Arthropoda; Insecta; Hemiptera; Pseudococcidae. The record is from RefSeq and is a predicted model, not a curated record. Gene Ontology annotation, cellular component: plasma membrane. The coding region runs from base 290 to 982 and encodes 230 amino acids. The transcript is spliced from 5 exons.